AUGUCGGCAGGCCCCUCCCACACUGUCGACUCUCGGCAGCUCAGACGAGACUUUGCAGCGAUCAAGGACGGAACUAAACGAUUCGGCUCGCCUUCCGAAGUCAUUGCAACAUUCACUGCCCCCUUCAUCCGUCUCUUUGGCCCCGAUGCUCUUCCACCGAGCCUCAGGCCCGCCAUCGGACCCUCUGCCUCGACCAGCGCACCGCAGCGCGCCCCACUCGACGUCCUGCUCAUCGAGACGAUCCAAGAAGCCCUCCUUGUGCGCAUCGUGAUCGAUCUCCCAUCUUCUACUCAGCUUCGUGACCUGCUCGAGCUCUGGUCAUUCGCGCCCUCCCUCCAAGCAGCCCAAAAAGGUGCGGUACAGCAAUGCGCACUACGCACCCUCUGCCGGGUUCUCCCUUCUCCCAACCUUCAUCCGCUCACGCUCGCCGCGCUCGAGAGGCUCUGCAUUGAAGCGUUGGAUCGACUGUCGCUUCCCGCACUGGUGUCAAGCGUGCAAGCGGAACCCAAUGCAGCUCGCGCAGACGUGGCGUGGAGCGAGACACUACGCUUGGCCUGCUCCCUCCCCGAUCGACUGGCGAAUGCGACACAGGGGAAGCUUCCCGCUGGCUUCUCGCAGACAACAUGGAUCGGGAGGGUGCUCGUCGGCGGGAUUGCGCAGUGUCUCUCCACAGCGAAAGAGGGAGAGAGGGUGCCGACAAAACACCUCAAAGACGUGCUAACGCGGCUCGACAGGAUGGGAUACCUGAGCAGAGCGGUGGAUGCCGAAGGGCGUGGUUUUUGGGUGACGCUUCUGCGCAGGAUACAAGGGGAUGAGGGUGCUGCGCGGAACUGCGCGAGGUUGCGGAGUAGGUUGGGGAGGAGUUUGAGGGGUAGAUUGGAUUGUGGGCUGGUGGAGACGUUGCAGUACUGGAUGACAAGAAAAGGCGUAGCCAGUGUGUUGGUGACGAGCGCCGAGAAGGCGAGGCCAGGGACGGAGGGGACAGCGUUCCUUGGCAAGUCGUCGCAGGAGAUGGUUGCUGCCCUCACUCACAUCUUCGACACCCUACUCCGUCCCUCGUCUUCGGACUAUUCCACGACGUCCGCCUCCGACUCGGACGAUGACGACGACGCUGAAUCGCGCCUCAUCGCCGAUUUCCGCCUCCUCGCCCUCUCCUCGCCCCACCACUCCCCCCUCCUCGCCUGGGCCUGGGCGCACCAUCUCGCGCACACACUGCCGCCUGCAUCCCUGCUCAUCUGCCUCGAAUCGUCCCUCGAACAGUGGUCCGACCCCUCGCGCAUCCGACUAGCCCUGCUCACCCCCACCCUCUUCCUCAGCACCCUCAUCGCAUGCCUUCUCGCUGCGAUACCGUCCACCCUCCCGGGGCUAGCCGCAGUCGCUCGCUCGAGCGCGGUAAUUACCGGCGUCUCGUCGCACCUCGAGCAGCCCGAUCCGACCAUCCGACGGAUGGGCAUGCUGAUCGCCGAACUGCUCAGCGCCAAGACUGCCGGGGAAGGGAAAGCGCUGAACUUCGGUAAAGGCGCAUGGAACGGGACGGGGGAGGGGAGGGAGGAGGCGCGGGUGGUGAGGGCGUUGGGCGAUGCCUGGUCACACCAUGUGAAAUGUGUGGACAGGGUAAGGGAGGGAUGGAAGGGGGUUGGGGAGGCCGUGCGGGUGGUCGGGGUUGAAGAGGAGGAACGGAUGGUGGAGAGGAUCGAGUCGAUUAGCAAGGAGAAGAGGGGGAAGGUGAGGACGAGGAGGUUGCCGGAGCGAGUAGCGCCGGUCCGACCCGCUGUUGGAGCGAAGACAAGACCGCUCAUCACGAUGAUCGAGCCUGACAACGAGCAGGAACUCCCACCGCAAGAGUCGCCGCUCACGAUGUUUUCCUCCCGCCCCACUCGCGCUUCAGACGCGUCAGACUCCAGCUCGGAGGGGUCGGAUAGCGACAUUGCGCCGGACGACCCAGAAUCCGUCCACCGCCUCGCAGCCUCCCUCACCGGCCUAUCCACGUCUGAAACCAACACCCUGCUCAACACCAACCCUCGCUCGGGCGGAAAAAUUACCGACCUGGACGCUAACACCGACGCCCACGCACCCAGCUUCACCCGCACCCCGCCACCUCCGAUCUACAUCUCCCAACUCUCGCCCCUCCUCCGCGCCUCAGACCGCAGCAGCAUCCGUCAGGGCUUGCACCACGCCUCCUCGCUCAUCGCGCGCAAGUCGAACCCCGCUUUUGGCGCGGAAGUGCGGGAGAAUGCGGUGGACCUGGUGCUGACGCUCAUUGCGCUGCACGACAAUUAUGGGAUCAAGCGGUUCGAGCAGAUGCGGCGGGCGGCGGUGAAGGCGUUAGCGAUCGCAGAGCCGGGCGUGGUGGUGCCCGUGUUGGUGGAGCAAGGGAUGGGCGGACAGUAUAGUGAAGCGCAGAGGAGGGGUGUUUGGUGGGCGGUGGUCGAGAGCGCAGUGGUGUUGGCCAAGGGCGAUGCAGCGGGAGAUGGGGAUGAGGAAGAGGGGGGGAGGGUGGAACGGGUGAUGGAAGGGGUGGUGAAAGGUGCGCGGGCGGUGGGCGAGUCGAAGGUGCCCCAGAUCAAGAGGCAGCGCGGGCUGAUGGUGUCUCAACAGACGAGCGCCGGUCGGGGCAAGAUGGUCCAGUUGCACGAUCCAUCAGCCCCAUCAGCGCUGGUGACGGGUGGCAAGGACGAGUGGGCACAGCUAGCGGGCCCAGUCUACCUCUUCCCCCUCAUCAACCGGUUCCUCGCCUACCAGGCAUACGCACAACGCGGUGCGGGAGGGUUUGACACAACAACGACCGCACUGUUUCACGACACGAUCAGCGUCCUCCUCUCCCUCGCACCCACCACCCUCAUCCCUUCCGUCACAACAUCCGUCCUCGACCUGCUCAGCACCUCCCUCUCACCAACACUCACCCCCACAGGCCCGCUCACAAACUCCCUCCUCACCCUCCUAGCCAUCACCCUCGAUCGCACCCUCCAAGGUGACCCACAGCGCCUCCUACAGGACCGACACAGCGUGUCCCACCUGCAGCAACUGAUGAGCUGGACGCGGGAGGUGUUUGCCGAUGUGCAAGCGCAGGCGCCCACAGGGAUGGCAGGGAAGAUUGCGGCCAGAGCGGCGAGUGUGCUGCUCCUCAUGGAUAGGCUGGACGAGGUGAGGGAGGGGUGGGUGAGGGAGUUGGUUGGGUUUGUGCCUGCCUAG
This is a messenger RNA of Kalmanozyma brasiliensis GHG001, 3192 nucleotides long. RefSeq names its product Telomere length regulation protein, conserved domain protein. Gene Ontology annotation, biological process: telomere maintenance via telomerase; protein stabilization. Gene Ontology annotation, molecular function: telomeric repeat DNA binding; Hsp90 protein binding. Gene Ontology annotation, cellular component: cytosol. The transcript has a single exon. The record is from RefSeq and is a predicted model, not a curated record. NCBI's taxonomy places the organism in Eukaryota, Fungi, Basidiomycota, Ustilaginomycetes, Ustilaginales. The coding region runs from base 1 to 3192 and encodes 1063 amino acids.